AUGCUGUGCGGCCGCUGGAGGAGCCGCCGCCGCCGGCCCGAGGAGCCCCCGGGGCCCGCCCAGGUCGCGACGCCCGUCGCGCUCGCGCCCCCGGACGGCGGCAGCAGGAGGCCCGGGCUGCGGGCGCUGAAGAAGAUGGGCCUGACGGAGGACGAGGACGUGCGCGCCAUGCUGCGGGGCUCCCGGCUCCGCAAGAUCCGCUCGCGGACGUGGCAGAAGGAGCGGCUGUACCGGCUGCAGGAGGACGGCCUGAGCGUGUGGUUCCAGCGGCGCAUCCCGCGCGCGCCAUCGCAGCACAUCUUCUUCGUGCAGCACAUUGAGGCGGUCCGCGAGGGCCACCAGUCCGAGGGGCUGCGGCGCUUCGGGGGCGCCUUCCCGCCCGCGCGCUGCCUCACCAUCGCCUUCCGGGGCCGCCGCAAGAACCUGGACCUGGCGGCCGCCACGGCCGAGGAGGCGCAGCGCUGGGUGCGCGGUCUGGCCAAGCUGCGCGCGCGCCUCGACGCCAUGAGCCAGCGCGAGCGCCUCGACCACUGGAUCCACGCCUACCUGCACCGGGCCGACUCGGACCAGGACAGCAAGAUGAGCUUCAAGGAGAUCAAGAGCCUGCUCAGAAUGGUCAACGUGGACAUGAAUGACAUGUACGCCUACCGCCUCUUCAAGGAGUGUGACCACUCCAACAAUGAGCGACUGGAGGGUGCUGAGAUUGAGGAGUUUCUGCGGCGGUUGCUGAAACGCCCCGAGCUGGAGGAGAUCUUCCAUCGGUACUCGGGCGAGGACCGCGUGCUGAGCGCCCCGGAGCUGCUGGAGUUCCUGGAGGACCAGGGCGAGGACGGCGCCACGCUGGCCCACGCCCAGCAGCUCAUCCACACCUAUGAGCUCAACGAGACAGCCAAACAGCAUGAGCUGAUGACACUGGAUGGCUUCAUGAUGUACCUGUUGUCACCUGAAGGGGCUGCCCUGGACCCGGCCCACACAUCUGUGUUCCAGGACAUGGACCAGCCCCUCUCCCACUACUUCAUCUCCUCCUCACACAACACCUAUCUGACUGACUCUCAGAUCGGGGGGCCCAGUAGCACCGAAGCCUAUGUUAGGGCCUUUGCCCAGGGAUGCCGCUGUGUGGAGCUGGACUGCUGGGAGGGCCCAGGAGGGGAGCCCAUCAUCUAUCACGGCCACACCCUCACCUCCAAGAUCCUCUUCCGAGACGUGGUCCAGGCCGUGCAUGACCACGCCUUCACUUUGUCCCCAUACCCUGUCAUCCUGUCCCUCGAGAACCACUGUGGGCUGGAGCAACAGGCUGUCAUGGCCCGCCACCUUCGAACCAUCCUGGGAGACACGCUGGUGACACAAGCGCUGGAUGCCCAGAACCCUGAGGAGUUGCCAUCCCCAGAGCAGCUGAAGGGCCGGGUUCUGGUGAAGGGGAAGAAGCUGCCGGCUGCUCGGAGCGAGGAUGGUCGAAUUCUAUCCGACCAGGAGGAGGAAGAGGAAGAGGAGGAAGAGGAGCCAGAGGCCACAGAACAGAGGCGGCGGGCCAAGCAGAUCUCCCCUGAGCUGUCGGCCCUGGCCGUGUACUGCUGUGCCACCCGCCUGCGGACCCUGCGCCCCACCCCGGUCCCGCCCCAGCCCUGCCAGGUCAGCUCCCUCAACGAGCGCAAGGCCAAGAAGCUCAUCCGAGAGGCAGGGAACAGCUUUGUCAGGCACAAUGCCCGCCAGCUGACCCGAGUCUACCCCCUGGGGCUUCGGAUGAACUCCGCCAACUACAGCCCCCAGGAGAUGUGGAACUCCGGCUGUCAGCUAGUGGCUUUGAACUUCCAGACACCUGGCUACGAGAUGGACCUCAAUGCCGGGCGCUUUCUUGUCAACGGGCAAUGCGGCUACAUCCUGAAACCCGCCUGCCUACGGCAGCCAGACACCACUUUUGACCCCGAGUGUCCUGGACCUCCCAGAACUACUCUCACCAUCCAGGUGCUGACUGCACAGCAGCUGCCCAAGCUGAACACUGAGAAGCCAAACUCCAUCGUGGAUCCCCUGGUACGCGUUGAGAUCCACGGGGUGCCUGCAGACUGUGCUCGAAAGGAGACCAACUAUGUGCUCAACAAUGGCUUCAACCCGCGCUGGGGGCAGACCCUGCAGUUCCAGCUGCGGGCUCCUGAGCUGGUGCUGGUCCGCUUCGUGGUGGAAGAUUACGACACCACCUCCCCCAACGACUUCGUGGGCCAGUUUACGCUGCCCCUCAAUAGCCUGAAGCAAGGGUACCGCCACAUCCACCUGCUUUCCAAGGACGGCGCCUCACUGUCACCAGCCACGCUCUUCGUCCACAUCCGCAUCCAGCGCUUCUGAGGGUGGGACGGCCCACGCUGGGGCCCCUUGGAUGCCAGCCUGCCUCCUGUGGCAGAGGCUCUGUUCUCCUCAGGAGUGGGGGUUGCAGGGAGGACUAGCCCCUCCAGCCUGCUCGCUUUGCCCACUCCACUCUCUGGCCCCAGUGGAGCGCUAGGGGCUGCCUUGGUCCCUCUUGAGAACGGCCGCUGCUUUGCCCUGUGACCCCAGAGCCUUGAGCCCCAGCUCCUCGGAUUCUUGGCUGGCUCCCCCGCCCCCUGCUCAUGAAGAGCCAGGCCUGUGGCUGCCGGAUUUGGGGAGGAAACCUGAGCCUUUAGCUGUUCUCUGCCCCCCAGGGGGGCAUCCCAGCCGCCAUCCCCAGAGUAGUUCAGCCCCUUCCUUGCCGCCCCCCCCCCAGGUAUUAUUAGCCACCCCCCAGGGCCCUCCCCUUGCCAGGCUUUCCUGGGCUCCCCACUGGAGCUCGACUUUGGGCUGCCUUUCCCAGGAAGCCUACGAGUAGGUUUUCACUUGUGUCAUAGAAGGGACCUGAAGAGGACAGGAGAUUAUCGAUUUUAAAAAAUAAAGAAACAAGUUUACUACUGCUGUA
Messenger RNA from Canis lupus familiaris (dog), 2920 nucleotides. RefSeq names its product phospholipase C delta 3 (gene PLCD3). The transcript has 15 exons. Bases 1 to 2337 code for a protein of 778 amino acids. Gene Ontology annotation, molecular function: phosphatidylinositol-4,5-bisphosphate phospholipase C activity. Lineage: Eukaryota; Metazoa; Chordata; Mammalia; Carnivora; Canidae. Gene Ontology annotation, biological process: lipid metabolic process; intracellular signal transduction. The record is from RefSeq and is a predicted model, not a curated record.